AUGAGACGCCUUCUCAACCUGCUCAGACAGUCUCAGUCCUUCUGCACAGACACAGAGUGUCCUCAGGAAUUACCAGGACCCGGCAGGUUUACUGGCCAGAAUGACUUCACUUUACAGAUGGUCCUCAUUGGAUGGGUAGCUCUGGCACUGCUGCUGUUCUUGUUACGUCCAGCAAGUCUCAGAGGUUCUCCAGCUACAGACAAACCCAGUGGACCUUUUAAUAAUGGACGCCAAGAACCUCCUGCGCCUCCAGUUGACUAG
Molecule: messenger RNA, 261 nt
Organism: Knipowitschia caucasica
Lineage: Eukaryota; Metazoa; Chordata; Actinopteri; Gobiiformes; Gobiidae
Source: the annotation of a GenBank genome assembly